AUAGAGCAACUGCGACACACGACACUCCGAGGAUUUGAACCUGAAGCACAUCCUGCCUCUGCUUUUCUCCAGCUCUUGAAACAGGGCGGAUGUGUAGAUGUUGUAGUAGGAUAAUGUCGGGGAAAAUGCAGCUCAUUCAAUUCGCACGGGUUCUUCUGUGUCUCGUGAUUUCCAGGGACCUUUGGCACACAUAUUCAGGUACAUUGGCUAUUUCCCAAGGAAAACACCCAACUUUAAUCACCACUGUCAGGGAUGCCGACUUGCUAUAUGAGUUUUUACUGAGUGGACUUGUGAUUGAUGAAGACAACAAUGUUGGAAUGCGGGACCAAGAAAUUGCGUCUAUGAGGCAGGGACGAGUUUUCUUAAGCCUUAUAAAUGAUGACAUACCUAAAACUGUGCCAGCGAUGGAGGAAUGGAUGGAGGAAUUGCUGGUCAUGCUUGAAGAGGAAGCACAGUCCUUUAAUGAGGAUCAUUUUGAGACACUCAUCUUGGGAAUCAUCUAUUCAGCCUACCAGGUCCGUGAGAAGAGGCAAGAGAGUCAGCAGCAGGCGUGGGCAGGUGUCCUUGGGCGCCUGGCCAACAUCACUCUGGUACAGCUACGCAGAUCUUGAAUUAUGCCACAAAAUGCAGAAAACAGUCAGAUCCAGUCUUUCAUCAUCACAUAUGCAUGAAACACAAUAUACAGUAAUCAAUGUCAAUAGAAAAGUGUGUUAUUUGUGUAUAAUAUAUAUUUCCUUUCUGUAAGUAAAUAUCAGUGGAAAGAUGGAGUCUGUUGUUGAUUGUGUAUAAUCUUUAGUAGCAGUGGAUGCCCAAUUUGAGUGUAUACCGGAAUCUGAAACUGUGUGAAACACUCUGGCAAAACCUGUAGGAUGUUGCUGCUGCUGCCUUCUGGUAAACAGCCAACAAUGAAUAAAAAUUGCAAGUACCCUCUUAAAAAUAUAGGUUCUUUAAUGGUUCUUUACAGCACCAUAGGUUCUGCAAAGAGCCUUCUUCUUGUCAAGAACAUUUUUUACUGUAUAGGGUUCUUGAGUUGAGCUACAUUUGGGGGAAAUAAGUAUUGGAUGCUUCAACAUUGUUUUCAGUAAAUAUAUUUCCAAGGAGGUUAUUCACAUGAAAUUUUCACCAGACAUCAGUAUUAACUCAAGAAAUCCGGUAAUAUAAAGAAUUCACAAUAUUAAAGUCCAUAAAUAAAGUUCUGUGUAAUAAAGUGGAAUGACACAGGAAGAAAGUAUUCCUCAGGACAGACCUGAUCUUUUGAUAGUUAUAGUGCACUGGGCACUAUAGUUAAACAAGCACUGUAACUAGGCUUGUGUGAGAUAACAGUAUUAAAUGUCACCACAUGAUAUUACACUGCCAUGACAUUUAUUAAAGAUUAUAUCCAUCCAUCUUCCAUACCAUUUAUCCUACAGAGGGUCGCGGGUAGCCUAUCCCAGGAGACUUAGGGCACAAGGUGGGGAACACGCUGGGCGGGAUGCCAACCCAUCACAGGGCACAUUCACACACUACGGACAAUUUGGAGAUGCCAAUCAGCCUACAAUGCAUGUCUUUGGGCUGCGGGAGGAAAAACCAAAGUUCCCGGAGGAAGCCCCCAAAGCACUGGGAGAACAUGCAAACUGCACUCAGACAAAGUGGAGGCAGGAAUCGAACCCCCAACCCUGGAGCUGCAAGGCAAACGUGCUAACCACUAAAACACCAUGCCCACCUGCAGAUUGGAUUAGAGUAUAUUAUAUUACCAAAUCUGCCAGUGAUAUCAUUCCAAACAGCAAAUUACCACUUCCACAGUUUGGAAGGACACUUGAAAAUUCCUUGUCACAAUAACUAAUCAACAAUUAUGGCUAUGUAAGUUUCCUGCUAACGAGGCUGCUGAUAGAGUCGUGAAAUUGAUGUAAGAUUUGUAAGGAUACAUGCAGCUCAGAUAACAUUCAAUCUUCUCCUGACAUGUCCUCCUCACCUUUUUCCACAGAAUGUCAGUGGAUAUGGUUUAAGAACAGGAACCUGCAAGACACACUUAGAGGCACAAACAUAGUCCACCUGUGAACAUCUGUGUGUAUGUUGGUAUGCCGAGAUGUUGAAAUGGCAACUGCGGAUCUGCAGGCUUUACUAAAGACUAGAAAAGUUAUGAAUUAAUAUAUUUAAAUAAGCAAAUUCUCAUAAAUUUCAAGCCCUUACCGAGCUGAACCAAGUAUUUUGUGGGUAAGGAAGCCUAUAAGUAUUUAACGCACAAACAAAAGAACCCCUACUCUAUUGCUCAUUCUGUUUGUUUAUUUAUAAAAUUUUUGGAGGGGUGUUUUUUCCCUGAUAGUUGUGGUAAGAACAGAGAGUGAGUCAGCACUAGA
Ictalurus furcatus (blue catfish) is the source of this 2336-nucleotide messenger RNA. Its product is annotated as protein FAM180A. The transcript is spliced from 3 exons. The record is from RefSeq and is a predicted model, not a curated record. The coding region runs from base 90 to 611 and encodes 173 amino acids. NCBI's taxonomy places the organism in Eukaryota, Metazoa, Chordata, Actinopteri, Siluriformes, Ictaluridae.